Trifolium pratense (red clover) is the source of this 869-nucleotide messenger RNA. RefSeq names its product glutaredoxin-C3. The coding region runs from base 157 to 564 and encodes 135 amino acids. Gene Ontology annotation, biological process: cellular response to oxidative stress. The transcript has 4 exons. Gene Ontology annotation, molecular function: glutathione disulfide oxidoreductase activity. The record is from RefSeq and is a predicted model, not a curated record. Lineage: Eukaryota; Viridiplantae; Streptophyta; Magnoliopsida; Fabales; Fabaceae. Gene Ontology annotation, cellular component: cytoplasm.
CCACAUAAAAGACUGUAAAAAGAGUAAAGACACCACGAAGGAGGUUGCGUUUUACAAAAUCCUGUCGUAACCAAAUUGGGAAAUGAAUCCAUCCAUCCAUAUAUAGAUUAUUAAUCAAACGUGGAAGUAACGUAGUGAGACAGUGCCGACAGAAGAAUGAAGAAUUCACGGUGGUGUAUGGCGGUGACUCUAACGAUGUUAUCCGUUUUACCGUUUUUGGUUGAGAAUGGAAAUGGACCGGUACAAGUAGUAGAAGCCUCAAAUUCAGUUUCUGCCUUCGUUCAAAACGCAAUCUACUCCAACAGAAUCACCAUCUUCUCCAAAUCAUAUUGCCCGUAUUGUUUGCGCGCUAAACGUGUUUUUGUUGAACUAAAUGAGCAACCGUUUGUUGUUGAGCUGGAUUUGCGAGAUGAUGGGUAUGAAAUUCAGAGUGUUCUUCUGGAUUUGAUAGGUAGAAGGACGGUUCCGCAAGUAUUUGUCUAUGGCAAGCAUAUUGGUGGAUCAGAUGAUCUCAGUGCUGCAGUCCAGAGUGGUGAAUUGCAGAAGCUUCUAAAAGCAAGUUGAUUGUAUACUAGAGACCGGGGAGCACUAGCAUAGUAGCAUCUAUAAUUUGUAUGUAUGCGGGGAACUCGCAUUUUCUUGGAUAAUGAAAGUUUCAAGCUUCUAGCAGAAAAAUACCUUUUCAUGUUUUUUGGUAUUUACUAGGUGAUAAACAUGUACUUCUAGCUUGAUCUGGUUUUGUUUAGAAUCUGUAAGAGUUCAUGUUUUCAUUUUGUUCCAUAGAAAAGUAUAAUCAUGAGUGGCGGAGCUCUAAUUGUUGGAAUUGAUUUUGUUCGCAUCAUUGUUAAUUAUAAAAUUGUUAAUUUCAA